Lemur catta (Ring-tailed lemur) is the source of this 7276-nucleotide messenger RNA. It is a transcript of the gene NUP214, whose product is annotated as nucleoporin 214. NCBI's taxonomy places the organism in Eukaryota, Metazoa, Chordata, Mammalia, Primates, Lemuridae. The record is from RefSeq and is a predicted model, not a curated record. Gene Ontology annotation, cellular component: nuclear pore. The transcript is spliced from 36 exons. Gene Ontology annotation, molecular function: protein binding; structural constituent of nuclear pore. The coding region runs from base 17 to 6340 and encodes 2107 amino acids. Gene Ontology annotation, biological process: protein import into nucleus; RNA export from nucleus.
CCACAGCGCGCCGGAAAUGCGCGAUCCGUUGUGCGCCGCUUGUACUGAGGGAAGGAGGUUGGCUUCUGAGGGGUCUGGGCUCUGCGGGCAAGGCCGCAGGCCGCAGUGGGACCUGCUUCGACCUACUGAGGGCGGCGCGAUGGGAGACGAGAUGGAUGUCAUGAUCCCCGAGCGGGAGAUGAAGGAUUUUCAGUUUAGAGCACUAAAGAAGGUGAGAAUCUUUGACUCCCCUGAGGAGCUGCCCAAGGAACGCUCGAGUCUUCUUGCAGUGUCCAACAAGUAUGGUCUAGUCUUUGCUGGUGGAGCCAGUGGGCUGCAAAUUUUUCCUACUAAAAAUCUUCUUAUUCAAAAUAAACCUGGAGAUGACCCCAAUAAAAUAGUUGAUAAAGUCCAAAGCUUGCUAGUUCCUAUGAAAUUCCCAAUCCAUCACCUGGCUCUGAGCUGCGAUAACCUCACACUCUCUGUGUGCAUGAUGUCCAGCGAAUAUGGUUCCAUUAUUGCUUUUUUUGAUGUCCGCACAUUCUCAAAUGAGGCUAAACAGCAGAAACGCCCAUUUGCCUAUCAUAAGCUUUUGAAAGAUGCAGGAGGCAUGGUGAUCGAUAUGAAGUGGAACCCCACUGUCCCUUCCAUGGUGGCAGUUUGUCUAGCUGAUGGUGGUAUCGCUGUCCUACAAGUCACAGAAACAGUGAAAGUGUGUGCAACUCUUCCUUCCACGGUAGCAGUAACGUCUGUGUGCUGGAGCCCCAAAGGAAAGCAGCUGGCAGUGGGAAAACAGAAUGGAACUGUGGUCCAGUAUCUUCCUACUUUGCAGGAAAAAAAGGUCAUUCCUUGCCCUCCAUUUUAUGAGUCAGAUCAUCCUGUCAGAGUUCUGGAUGUGCUGUGGAUUGGUACAUACGUCUUCACAAUAGUAUAUGCUGCUGCAGAUGGGACCCUGGAAACAUCUCCAGAUGUGGUGAUGGCUCUACUACCGAAAAAAGAGGAAAAGCACCCGGAGAUAUUCGUGAACUUUAUGGAACCCUGCUAUGGCAGCUGCACGGAGAGACAGCAUCAUUACUUCCUCAGUUACAUGGAGGAAUGGGAUUUAGUGCUGGCAGCAUCUGCAGCUUCAACUGAAGUUAGUAUCCUUGCUCGACAAAGUGAUCAGAUUAAUUGGGAAUCUUGGCUACUGGAGGAUUCUAGUCGAGCCGAACUGCCCGUGACAGACAAGAAUGAUGACUCCUUGCCCAUGGGAGUUGCCAUAGAUUAUACUAACCAAGUGGAAAUUGCCAUCAGUGAUGAAAAGACUCUUCCUCCUGCUCCAAUUCUCAUGUUACUUUCAACAGAUGGGGUGCUUUGUCCAUUUUACAUGAUCAAUCAAAAUCCUGGGGUUAAGUCCCUCAUCAAGACACCGGAGCGCCUUUCAUUAGAAGGAGAGCGACAACCCAAGUCUUUAGGAAGUACUCCCACUACCCCAACCUCCUCUCAAGCCCCACAGAAACUUGAUUCUUCCGCAGCUGCAGUUUCUGCCUCGGUGCCACCUUCAUCACCUGCUGCUCCUGUGGCCACCUUCUCUUUGCUUCCUGCUGGGGGAGCCCCUGCUGUGUUCUCCUUUGGUGCUUCAUCCUUGAAAUCAUCUGCUUCCGCCACUGGGGAACCCUCUUCAUAUUCCAGUGGCUCUGACACUUCCAAAGCAGCCGUGGGCUCUGGUGCAUCGACCUUCUCUUUUGCUCCUCUUUCUAAAGCCUCCCUAGCCCCCACCCCUGCAGUGUCACCUAUGGCCCCAUCUGCUGCCUCAUUCUCCUUUGGAUCAUCGGGUUUUAAGCCUACCCUGGAAAGCACACCAGUGCCGAGUGUGUCUGCUCCAAACUUAACAAUGAAGCCCUCCCUCCCACCCUCUGCCUCUGCAGUCAAAGUCAACCUUAGCGAAAAGUUUACUGCUGUGGCUACCUCUGCUCCUGUUAAUAGCUCCCAGAGCACACCCUCGAUGCUGCCAUUUUCUUCCGCCUCCAAGCCAGCUGCUUCAGGACCUCUGAGCCACCCCACGCCUGUCUCAGCAUCAUCCAGUUCCACGUCACUGAAGUCCUCAGUCUCUCCCUCACCAUCAGCAGGACGAUCUGCUCAGGGCAGUCCAAGCCAAGUGCCCUCAAUGGUACAGAAAUCACCCAGGAUAACCCCUGCAGUGGCAAAGUCAGGCUCUCCCCAGACAAAAUCACUUCAGCCUCCUGUUACAGAAAAGCAGGGAAAUCAGUGGAAAGAUUCAGAUCCUGUGAUGGCUGGAAUUGGGGAGGAGAUUGCACACUUUCAGAAGGAGCUGGAAGAGUUGAAAGCCCGAACUUCCAAAGCCUGUUUCCAGGUGGGCACUUCUGAGGAGAUGAAGAUGCUGCGGACAGAGUCAGGUGACCUGCACACCUUCCUUCUGGAGAUUAAAGAGACUACGGAGUCUCUUCAUGGAGAUAUAAGUACCCUGAAAACAACUUUACUCGAGGGCUUUGCUGGUGUUGAAGAAGCCCGAGAACAAAAUGAAAGAAAUCUUGACUCUGGAUAUCUCCAUUUACUUUACAAAAGACCACUGGAUCCCAAGAGUGAAGCUCAGCUUCAGGAAAUUCGGCGCCUUCAUCAGUAUGUCAAAUUUGCUGUCCAAGAUGUGAAUGAUGUUCUAGACUUGGAAUGGGAUCGGCAUCUGGAACAAAAGAAAAAACAAAGGCACCUGCUCGUGCCAGAGAGAGAAACACUAUUUAACACCCUCGCCAACAACCGGGAAAUCAUCAACCAGCAGAGGAAGCGAUUGAAUCACCUGGUGGACAGUCUCCAGCAGCUCCGUCUUUAUAACCAAACUUCCCCAUGGAGCCUUUCCUCGGCUGGUGCUUCCCAGAGCAGCACUCACAGUUUUGACAGUGAUCUUGAAAGCCUUCGCAAUGCUUUGUUGAAAACCACCAUAGAAACUCAUACCAAAUCCUUGCCCAGAGUACCAGCUAAACUGUCCACCAUGAAACAGGCACAACUGAGAAACUUCUUGGCAAAGAGAAAGACCCCACCAGUGAGAUCCACUGCUCCAGCCAGCCUGUCUCGGUCAGCCUUUCUGUCUCAGACAUAUUAUGAAGACUUGGAUGAAGUCAGCUCAACAUCGUCUGUCUCCCAGUCUCUGGAGAAUGAAGAUGCCCGGCCGUCCUGUAAAGAUGAGGAGACGGUGGUCCAGGUUCCUCGGCACGCCCCCGUGGUUCGCACUCCUUCCAUCCAGCCCAGUCUCUUGCCUCAGGCGACUUUUGCUAAAUCUCAUGUGGUUCACGGUUCUUCACCUGGUGUGAUGGGAACUUCAAUGUCUACAUCUUCUAGUAAAAUUAUUCCUCAAGGGGCUGAUAGCACAAUGUUUGCAACGAAAACUGUGAAACAUGGCGCACCUAGUCUUUCUCAUCCCAUCUCAGCUCCCCAGGCAGCUGCUGCUGCAGCACUCAGACGGCAGAUGGCCAGUCAGGUGCCAGCUGUAAGCACUUUGACUGAAUCAACCUUGAAGAAUGUCCCUCAAGUGGUAAAUGUUCAGGAAUUGAAGAAUAAUCCUACAACCCCCUCUGCAGCGAUGGGUUCGUCAGUGCCAUACUCUGCAGCCAAAACACCUCACCCAGUGUUAACCCCAGUGGCUGCUAACCAAGCCAAACAGGGGCCUCUAAUAAAUUCCCUAAAGCCAUCUGGGCCCACACCAGUAUCCAGUCAAUUGUCAUCUGGUGAUAAAGCUUCAGGGCCAGGGACAGCCAAGAUAGAAACAACAGUGACUUCAGCCCCAUCUGCUGCUGGGCAGUUCAGCAAGCCUUUCUCAUUUUCUGCAUCAGGGACUGGCUUUAAUUUUGGGAUAAUCACACCAACACCGUCUUCCAGUUUCACUACCACACAAGGGGCAACAACAUCCACUAAAGAGUCAAACCAGCUCGACACAUUCUCAUUUGGUGGGGGAAGCAAACCUUUUUAUGAGACCAUUCCUGAGAGCUCCCCCACCUCAGGAGUCACGCCGGCAUCCAGCCUCACAGGAGCUGCCGUUGCCUCUCCAGGAGAGGCUGUUCCAUCUAGCAGCAGACCUGCGGCACCUUCUGGAAUUGCUCUUUCCACCGCCUCUAGCAAGCUGGAAACUCCACCAUCCAAAUUGGGAGAGCUUCUGUUUCCAAGUUCUUUGGCUGGAGAGACUCUAGGAAGUUUCUCAGGACUGCGGGUUGGCCAAGCAGAUGAUUCUACAAAGCCAGCUAGUAAGACUUCGUCCACAAGCCUAACUAGUGCCCAGCCCACCAAGACAUCAAACAUGCCCUCAGGGUUUAGUUUUACUGGCCCUCCAGCAUUAGGGAAGCAUGUGGAACCCCCUGUGACUUCUUCUGUCACCACCACCACGGUGGCACCACCAGCAGUCUCAAACACAAGCACCGGCAGUUCCUCGACUAGUGUGUUUGGCAGUCUGCCACUCACCAGUGCGGGGCCCUCUGGGGGGAUAAUCAGUUUUGGUGGGACAUCUCUAAGUGGUGGCAAGUCUAGUUUUUCAUUUGGAAGCCAGCAGACCAGUAGCAUAGUGCCCCCAUCUGCCCCACCGUCAACUACAACUGCCAGUUCCACUUCCCUUCCAACACCAUUCCCCACGUUGUCGUUCGGUAGCCUCCUGAGUCCAGCAUCUACUCCAUCCCUGCCUGUGUCCUCUGGUAAAAGCACAGAGGCAGCUGCAUCAUCGGCUUUGCCUGAGAAGCCAGGCAACAGUGAGGGCUCAGCAUCAACAACCUCUCUUCUAGGGCAUCAGCCGUCAGCUCAGCCUCCCCAGGCUCCUCUGCAAACUUCGGACUCUCUUAAAAAAGAACCUGUUCUUUCCCAGCCUUUAGUCAGCAAUCCGGGCACUGCAGCAUCUAGUACCAGUCUCAUAGCACCUCCUGCAGAGGCCACUCCAGCAGCUACUGGGGCCCCUGAUGUCAGGACAGAGGCAGUAUCUUCUGCUUCCACCUUCUCAGUGUCUGGACAGACUGCUGUCACAGCAGCUGCCGUCUCAAGUGCAGGCCCUGUGACCAUCGAAACAUCCAAUGCCCCCACAAGCUCCAGCACUGCUUCCAGUAUUGCUCCCGGCCCAACUACAGAGGCAGCAGUGUUUGGGACUGUCACUUCUGGCUCAUCGGUCUUUACUCAGCCACCUGCUGCCAGUUCUAGCUCAGCUUUCAGCCAGCUCACCAACAACACAGCCACUGCCCCCUCUGCCACCCCUGUGUUUGGGCAGGUGUCAGCCAGCACCGCACCAAGCGUGUUUGGGCAGCAGACAGGCAGCGUAGCCAGCACAGGAACCGCCACGCCACAGGUUUUGGGUCUAGUAAUACUGCUUCUGUGUUUGGUCAAGCAGCCAGUACUGGUGGAACAGUCUUUGGCCAGCAGUCAUCCUCUUCCAGUGGUAGCGUGUUUGGGUCUGGAAACACUGGAAGAGGGGGAGGUUUCUUCAGUGGCCUUGGAGGGAAACCCAGCCAGGAUGCAGCCAACAAAAACCCAUUCAGCUCGGCCAGCGGGGGCUUUGGAUCCACAGCCACCCCAAAUACCUCUAACCUAUUCGGAAACAGUGGGGCCAAGACAUUUGGUGGAUUUGCCAGCUCAUCAUUUGGAGAGCAGAAACCCACUGGCACUUUCAGCUCUGGAGGAGGAAGUGUGGCAUCCCAAGGCUUUGGGUUUUCCUCUCCAAAUAAAACAGGUGGCUUCGGUGCUGCUCCAGUGUUUGGCAGCCCUCCUACUUUUGGGGGAUCCCCUGGGUUUGGAGGGGUGCCAGCAUUCGGUUCAGCCCCAGCCUUUACAAGCCCUCUGGGCUCGACGGGAGGCAAAGUGUUCGGAGAGGGAACUGCAGCUGCCAACACAGGAGGAUUCGGGUUUGGGAGCAGCAGCAACACCACAUCCUUUGGCACCCUCGCGAGUCAAAAUGCUCCUACUUUUGGAUCACUGUCCCAACAGACUUCUGGUUUCGGGACCCAGAGCAGCGGAUUCUCUGGUUUUGGAUCAGGCACAGGAGGAUUCAGCUUUGGAUCAAAUAACUCGUCUGUCCAGGGCUUUGGUGGCUGGAGAAGCUGAGCAGGUGUCGGCAGUCCUUUCGGUUCCUGUGAGAACUGCAUUCUCAGCUCCUCUUCACCAAGAAACACUGGAGCAGCCUGUUAAAAUGGACUCUCCCACUGAAACGCACAUAUGCAGGAAGAAACAAGAGAAACCAAAACUCAGAAGAUGCUUGAUUGCUUGUUUUGUUUUGCUUUAUAUUUCAUGUUGGGUUUUACCCCCUGCUAUUAAACUGUUUGGUCUGUUUCUGUACAGAAUGUAUUUGGGCUUUUUCAGGUCACAGCCAAGGAGAGAAGUUUCCCCAUUUCUGUGGCUUUGAGAAACCAGAAGAGCCUCCACCAGCCAGCAGUGUGUCUUCAGUGAUGGCAUCAAAAGAAACCAGCAUCGGGUAUCGAUGAAAAAAAGGGCAUAGAAUCAGUCCUGGUCUUGCUCGGACCUAGAGCCUUCCAUGUAGGGAGGAGGUAGAAUGCUGUUGGGCCACCUUCUUAAGGUCGUAACUUGUCCGUUUUGCUGUUGUGUAUCAGGACCCUCAGAGGGCCCACUCUGUGACUGGGUGGGGGCAUGGGCACUCACUUGUGCAGGCACCAGUGGAAUUUCAGAAGGGUGGUAGCACCUUCCAGUAUAGCCACAGUCAGCCAGGAGACAGGCCUGGCAAACGGACCAGUAUGAUGUCACCUGAGUGCUGCCGACAGCGUGCUGCCCUUUGAAUGGCCUCAUCAGCUCAUCUCAAUGUCCUCCUGGGUGCUGGGUGUCCUACCCUGGAGAGGAGGUGGCAGGUGAUUGUGAAGACGGCUUUUAUUUCCACUAUGUGGCAGGGAUGUUGGUGGCCGCCCGUAGCCACGUCUGUUAACCAUGGUGCAGAUAGCCCUUGGGUAGACCUAGGAGCUGCAAAGGCACUGCUCUUGCCAGAUACCACUAGCAGGACGAUGCUGGGCUUGACAACAGGACUUGCUAGCAUUGCCUAGAGAUCAUAAUUUCAGUUUCAUUAAAGUGCUUAUUUCUCUUUAAUGCAGCAUCUCUCAGGCCUGGGCAUAUUUUAUUUCUUAGGCCUAUGAUAUCCUAGAUAAUUGCUGUCAAACAAGGACCACCUCACAUCAGAAGUAGGUAUAAGAAUCUAUCUUUCAGGCCCAAACUAUGACAGUGCCUUGGCUCAGGUCCUUAGCAGGGAGCAUUGAAAAGGGACUGUUUUCUAGAGUUUUACAUAUUGGCAAGUUGAAUUUUAAAAUGUUUUAAUAAAAGUUUGACAUAUGAUACU